Austrofundulus limnaeus is the source of this 1161-nucleotide messenger RNA. RefSeq lists its product as uncharacterized. The coding region runs from base 253 to 858 and encodes 201 amino acids. The record is from RefSeq and is a predicted model, not a curated record. The transcript is spliced from 3 exons. Lineage: Eukaryota; Metazoa; Chordata; Actinopteri; Cyprinodontiformes; Rivulidae.
CAAGCUGUGAGUUAUGUAACGGAGAGAACUUCUCAUCCUGAUGGUGGAAAGUUUCAGACUGACUACCGCGUCUGCAAAUCCGGAAAUAAUUACUUGCUGGAACCAGGAACUCUUUUCUAGACAAAUAUUUUUUGCUUUAUUUAAUUGACAGUCGAGCAUCAACACCGAACAAAGUUCAGUCUUUUGUCGGGUAAUGAGGCGUUUCGUGCGCCUGAAGGAUAUUUGGAACAGGAGCAACCAGACGCACCGGUGAUGGGGUCCGGUCCAAGCAGAGGGAAGAGAGUCGCACCAGAGUUUGUCAGGGAGGUAAAAGUGACCAAAACAGGAGCUUCUGUCUCUUCAUCCAAGCAGGACCGCGGUCCAUUCCACCGUCUCCACAUUCACGGCGUUGUGCGUAACGCGCGGAGCCGCCUGGACAGAGAGGGCCAGGACGCAGACUUGUCAGAGGGCGACACGGUUCUGGCUGAUGAUGAGGAUCCACGAACGGAAUCUGAGAAGAGAAGUMCCCCGAAAAGAACUUUCAUCUGGUCCAAAACGUACGGAUUGUGCCAUUCUGGUGAGGACGACGCGGAGGAGGAGGUCAGCGCUGCUCCUGCGCCACGUGCGUCAGAGGACGUAAACAAGAGGAAGAAAGAUGCUUUCACACACACACAGCAACACACACCUGAUGGGGUCACUGAGCACCAUUCCUCCUCAAAGAAGUUUUUGGCAAGAGGAACCUUGUUAGAAAAUGUGCCCACACCAGAAAAACAGCCGACGUCUGACAGCUGCCACAUUGCUCCCGUCACCACACCACUCCUUCUGUACGACGGGUCAGAGGAGGAGCUGAUGGACACCAUCGAAAGAGAGUUCAGCUGACAGGUCAGCUCAGCACACAGCAGAUCCGUACCCGGUGGUUUCAACAGGAGAAACUUGGAGCUCAAACAGAACUCAACCCGACUGUUGGAGUUGUUCGAGAUGUGCAUCUGCAGCAUCGGAGCCCAAACAACCCUGAGCGGAUCUGCUUGUUCUGAGCAGGAGUGUUAACUGACAGAGGCCCUCUUUGGUUCGUUAUCUGGAACAUCAGGGUGACGCAUCAUCCUUUUAUUCCCUCUGAGUGCAUUUGUUACCCGUUGUUUUCAGUUGUCUUUUAAUAAUUAAAAAACGUUUUCUGUCCGCUCA